AUGAGCAGUUCGGAUGAAGUUGCACUGAAUGAGGGUGGAAUGGAGAUUUCGCCUCCUUGGGGAAGUAUUCCAGUCGAAGCCUAUAUUCUGCAAAAUUGGGAUACGAGCUCUGCAACGGCACCUACGGAUCAACUUCGACAUCUCGUGCGUCUUUACAUUGGAGCCGGAUAUCAUGAUCCUACCACUUUACCAUCAAUCACACCAACGGAUGAUCAAGUAACCACAAUAUUGCAGCUUUGGCGUACCCCUUUUCAAAGAGCGGUGGCGACAGAGCCUGGUCAGAUUGGAUGUAUUUGGCUCCGGACGGACUAUUCAGCAGAGUCAGAAGGCGCGCAUGAAUCCUUGCUGGAAAAUUUGGAUUUGUUCAAUACUCUAGAUGACGAAGAUCGUCUUCUCGAUGAUGAAGAUCUCUACGAUUUUGGACAAGAGUGGCAAAAAAUUCUUGAUUUGAUGCCUGAGCUUGUCGUUUCUACUGAUGCCUCAACCUGGCACUCCAGUCAAACCCGGCUCACUAAAGCCGAAGAUGAACUCGACAAGGCAAAAGCAUAUCUAGCCGGCGAAGAUAUCCAAGGUGCACCGGUAGAACUAAUUGAAAGUAUGAGAAAUGUCUUGCCUGCUGAUCAAGCUGGGGAGAGUGUUCUCCGAAUCCUGCUGAGCAAGGUGCACAAGACCUGCGUUGUGAACUACAUCCUUGUAGAAGACUCAGAGGCUCUGGAGACCCAACAGCUUCUGCUGAUUUUCCUUGAUGCCCACGGGAGAGUUGCGAGGUCUUCAAGAAUGCCGCCUGAUCAGACGGAGCAGAUGGGUGGGUUCUGGUUGGAUGGUAGCUGGGACGAGGUGGAUGAAUGGAUGGAGGCAGACAUCGGUGAUGACUACCAGGUUGGUGGUUUAUUGCCAAUAUGGUGCUACAUCAAGAAGAUGAAAAAGCAGCAAUUACGUGCCUGGGAGCUACUGUUUUACAAUAAUCGUUUUACCUCGCUCCUUCAAGGUACACCGGGAACUGGAAAGACGAAGACUGUUGCUGGUCAAGGUUUAGGGCUUGCAUUGUGUGAAGUCAAGACUCUCAUCACCGCUCCCUCAAAUACAGCCGCGAGAGAAUCAUUGAUCAAGCUCGUGCAAAUGUUGCGUGAAGUCCUUGCCAGAUUUCCUCAAGCUGAAGAGUGGUUCGACAUCGUUUAUCUCCCAACUCGUAGUACUACACUAUCUGAUAUUAUGGAAGCUGAUGUUGAUUGGGAAAUCAUGACCGAUCAUACCAUCAAAGAGGGUCAGAAUCAGACUGGUCAAGCUGACGUUGACAAGUAUGCUCUCUGGAGACACAUUGCUGCAUCCUUCGAAGAGGAUAAUGGUAACAGUAGUGACACGGAAAAACAAACAAAGGCUAAAGUUUGGUUGGAUGUCCUCGAGGCAUACAAGUACAGUCACCGCAUUAGUGCCAAGGACAAGAAGAAGUUCUUCUUAGCUGUCGAGGGUAAAGCUAAGGAGAUAUUUUCUUCUCCCCUCUCCAAUGUCAAGAUCGUGAUUUGCACUUGCAAUACGGCUCACCUCCUUCAAGACUAUGGUUACAAGCCUCGAGCUUCACUUGCAGAUGAAGCUGCAUUCGGUUCGGAGCCGGAACUUAUCAUUCCAGCCAUCCUUUCUGCUUCAAAAAAUCAAUACUCUGGCGAUUACAUGCAGUUGCCUCCAGUGGUUAAAUCUGCGGGUCACAAUGAGCAAUCGAGCCAGCUUGCCAUGUCCCUGUUUAAGAGGUUCUAUGAUCAUGACAGCGUUGAAUUCAUACGAUUUAGGAUGAAUUACCGCAUGCCCAAGGUGUUGGCCAGAUUCCCAGGUAUGGUAACGUAUGGAUUUUUGGGCGCUCAUCCUAGUACCGUGGUUACAAGCGAUACUUUAAAGUACUACCAGGAAUGGUGGAGCUCUGAUAGUGCUAAACCAUACAGAGAUGCUCGCCGCAAAUCUGAAUUUGGUGGACCUGAGAACGAUAACCCUCAACGCUUGUUCAUCAAUGUGAAGAAUAGAAAGUGUGCACCAAAACAAGGCGGAAAAUCCAAGAGAAAUUUCGCAAAUAUCAACGCCGUUUGCGAUGUCAUCAUGAAUCUGUUUUCGCAUCAACAUUCUAUUGAUAUCACUAACAUUGACCGCGAUAAGAUCACAGCCUUGACGCCAUACAAGGAGGAACUUCAUGAGAUAUCCAGACAUGUCACCAUGAGGUUGAAGAUGCACAAUCCCAAGAUCCAGAGAUUCCCUCGAUUCCGAACCAUCGACAGUACACAAGGUGGUGAGAACGAAAUUGUCUUGCUCACAGUGACACCUGCUGAUCAGCAUAAUGGUUCGGUCAUUGGGUUCAUUAGAAAAUGGAAUUGGAUGAACGUCGCCUUGACUCGUGCAAAGAGUGCAUUGAAUAUCUUUGGAAAUUUGGAUCUUUGGCGUUCACAACUUCCAAUCAUCACCAAGAUCCGCAAGGCUAAGAAGUUUGGCUACAUGAUCAUGGAUCUCUUGGACAUGGGUGAUGUCAUUGACGUUGAUGGAGAUAAAUACCUUCCAAAGACAUUUGCGGAGUUAAGGAACGGUCGUCAAACUUGGACCAUGGAAAUUGAAGCCACCCCACCCGAAAGUUCUGCAUUCAAUCGUCGAGCCCAAGUGUGUUUAAAUACGCACAGUGAUCCAAAGGUAAAGGCGGAGUAUGAAAGGAAACUUCUCGAUCAAAUGAGAGCCAUGAGAAAGACUGCCGAGGAAUUUGAGAGAUUGGACAAAGCCGGUGUUGAAUAUGAUUUGCCCUCAGCAUCUUUAAAUGUACCAAUUUGA
Sclerotinia sclerotiorum 1980 UF-70 is the source of this 2799-nucleotide messenger RNA. RefSeq lists its product as hypothetical. Gene Ontology annotation, molecular function: helicase activity; transcription termination site sequence-specific DNA binding. NCBI's taxonomy places the organism in Eukaryota, Fungi, Ascomycota, Leotiomycetes, Helotiales, Sclerotiniaceae. Bases 1 to 2799 code for a protein of 932 amino acids. The transcript has 4 exons. Gene Ontology annotation, cellular component: nuclear body. Gene Ontology annotation, biological process: termination of RNA polymerase II transcription. The record is from RefSeq and is a predicted model, not a curated record.